UCUGUCUGUCCAAACAUGGCGGGGGAAAGUUGCGUCCUGAGAGAUUUUCCCGUGGAAUCUCUGGACUUAUUUCAACCUGAAUUAGACGAACUAUCUAAAGUCCUUAGAGAUGGCUUGAGUAAGAACUUUGCUGACGUGGAUGUCAGUGUUGUUGAUUGUCCUAACCUCCAAGAGUCGCCAUGGAAUCUUGCAGCCUCUGGUAUUUGUGGCAAACCAAAAAUAGCUGAUAUUGGUGGACCCCCAUAUUUGCUUCCUUUGCCACAGCUUAAUAAGGUGUAUGACAUGAAUGUUGUAGCAGAAAAGGCUGGUAUUCCUGGUGGCUUUUUGAUUGGAGCUGGAGCAGGAAGCCAUUCAUUUGUAGGAGUUAACUCUGAGAUGAUGGCUAAUAUCCAAGUAGCUUCAAAAGAGAAUGAAAAACCUGUUAAUAAGACAAGAAUUUCGAAAGUCAACCCUGAGGAUGGAUCAUGCAUAUUGCAAGACUGUGACUGCAGUCAGUUUGCAUUAAUGGCCAAUCUUCUUAUGACAGAAGGAAAACCUGGAAAGGUUGUAAGAGCUAAAGCCUCUAAGCGUACAGGAAACAACAAUUUCAUUACAGCCAUGCGACUUGCUCUUGCUGAACAUUAUGGCAGUAAAACUGUUGGACUCGGCGGAGUAUUUCUUAUCGAAAAAGGAAAAGCCAAGUUUCAUGUCAUGCCCCAAUUUCAAGAAAAACCUCUCAACACUGAUGAAGAUGUGAACAGCUGGCUGAAAUUCUACGACAUGAAAUCCCCUCUAGUUUGUGUUGGUGUUUUUGAAAGCCAUGAUCCAGGUCUCGAUCUUCGGAUUGAGCAUUUCCAUGGUUACGGUAACCAUGGUGAGGGUGGACACUACCACUAUGACACUACGCCAGAUGAGGUCCAGUACGUAGGAUACUUUACGACUGCAGAGAGAUUAUUCCGAAUGGACAAACCACAAGUGCAACGCAAGUUUGGAAGUGAUUGAAUCUAGUCUAGUAAUUCACUAAGAAUGGGAGAAUAAAAAUUGGGUUAUAUCUAUGUUUAUAUGUAUGAGGCGUCUUCUGAUUGGAAAAUAUAAUAGAAAUAAAAAAAUGGUACUUGUA
Actinia tenebrosa (Australian red waratah sea anemone) is the source of this 1099-nucleotide messenger RNA. RefSeq names its product beta-keto L-gulonate decarboxylase. NCBI's taxonomy places the organism in Eukaryota, Metazoa, Cnidaria, Anthozoa, Actiniaria, Actiniidae. Gene Ontology annotation, molecular function: zinc ion binding; hydrolase activity, acting on ester bonds. Gene Ontology annotation, cellular component: nucleus. The record is from RefSeq and is a predicted model, not a curated record.